Molecule: messenger RNA, 1123 nt
Organism: Porites evermanni
Lineage: Eukaryota; Metazoa; Cnidaria; Anthozoa; Scleractinia; Poritidae
Source: the annotation of a GenBank genome assembly
AUGGGGCAAAGGAGAGUGUCAAAGCACGAGAAGCAGUACGUUCUGCUUUUGACGUAAUGGUGACAGAGAAGGGAGCACGUGUAGCAUUUUCGAAGUUGCUAUCAGAAGAGACCUUGAAUGCAAGGGCUCAAUCAAUGCGAGUUCCUGAUUAGGUGUUAGUAUUGCUUAAGCUGAAAUCCAGAAUCUCAGGCAAAGGGUGGCAAGAUUUCACCAAUUUGACAAAACUUGGAAGAACAGGGGUAAGGUCAUUGUACUUGACCCUUUGGCUCGCUAACAUUGCUCAGUUUUGUAAUUGGAAGUAACAAGUUAACCAAAUAAUAUACAUUUAUCUUAUUUAGUUCUCAACAACUUUUUGUAUUAUUUUUGUUAAGUUAUCAUUUAACAAUGUACCAGGGGAGAGGCCAGCACACCACACAUCUAUCUUAAGACCAAACUCUCUCUCGAUGGAUGAGCAGUUCCCCUUUCUUCCUUACCGAGAAAGGUCCAUAUCUGCCCUAAAGUGAGAUGCAGUUUACUACUUUUAGUUAAGCAAUUAUUGUUUUUUUACUUAAGAAAAAGAAAUGACGAGUGUGUAUUCCUGACCAAAAACAAGAUUGUAGCAUUGAAACAGGAGCAGUUUAAAGCGACUAGAAGAUUGGUUGGUCUUCAGAAGCUACCACCUGAUGUUCCAGGGUAUGAAGUGAAUCUUGCUAAUAUAAUCACUUUGGCCAUCCCGGAAAUGUGGCUACAUAGUUUUGCCUCCUCUAAAGUGGUCUCUAAUUUGAAGGCUGAUGGGCGCCCUUUCUUUGGUAAGCCACAAGUUGUUUUAUGGCUAUAUGUACCUAACUUUUUACAAUAAAUUGAACAUUUUCACCCCAACAGGGGCUUUAUACUAGUUUAGCCUGUGGGUGGGUAAUUGCUGUGCAUAUUCUUCACUUGCAAAAGACAAUAAUAUUGGUUAGAGUUUUUACUGAUUACUAAUACUGAUAUACACUAAAGUAAGAAUUUCAUGUUUUCAGGGAAAGACCAGCUGACAUUUGGUGUUGUUCCUCUGGAUGAUGGGUGUCAUUCUACAGUGGCCCACAAGGGUCACUACCCAUUAUCUCACAACAUAUUUCGAAUUAUUAAGAGCAGAUGUCUGUAA